UUUUCCGGUUUCGUUUCGUUGUUUAUCGUCCUGCUUUCGGUUCCACACUUUGACCGGGGACUUUUACUCCACAGGUUUACAAGAUUUAAACUGCAAACGCUUGCGUGCAUGAAGCAAAUGUUUUAGUGAUAUGCUAUGACAAGUGUUCAGUUUGUUUUUAUAAGGGAGUAAAGACAGGUCCUGCACAACGCAACUAUCAAUAUUGUCAUUAUUGAUCUUGUUACUACUUGUUAGACUUUGAACCGCCAGGUAAGCUAUUUCUAAAGGAAGAGUCUUCUACAGCAGUGAGCCAGGUACAACAGGUUUGAAAAACAUGGCAUCCAACUGGCAGGGAGAUUACUCGGCUCUUCAAUUUGCUAUUGUGGAAGACAAAAAAGAUUAUGGAAAGUUCAAGAUAGAGAGGAAAGACCUUGGCGAUUUUACAAAACUGGCUUUUAGCGUCACUUUUGAUGAGGCACAAAGCGAGCUGCGAGUUCGGACCAGGAAGGAUAAUGACUUGUAUGGAUUUAAUUACAUCAUUAAGGGAUUAAUUAAAACUUCAAACCUUGAAGGGGGGCUAAAGAAGGAGAAGAAGCAGGCAUUCCUGCGGAUAGAAAAGGAUUUGAAAGAUGGAAACUUUAAUCUUUAGUGACAAAUAAAACACAUCAUCAGCAAUGCCUUUAGAAUGGUUCAGUACGGCAUUUAUUGUAGUCAGGAUUGCAGAGAGGAUCAAAGACAGCUUUUACUUUAAGAGACAAUCCUGGAAUAUUCUAACACAGCAUUUAGUUUAUAGUUCACAUUUAUAAACUGUACAUUAUACAUAAUAACGAUGUGAUUUCUUGUUGCUAGACAUUAACACUGGAUUACCUCCCCUCGUUGGAUAACAUAUAUUAACAUAAUUAUAGACAUCAACAUAGGAUUACAUUGGCUCGUUUAAUAAUACCAUGCAGGUAUAAUACUGGAUUAUCUCCUGUUUUUGGAUAAUGUUUUAAGUUGAUAAUGAGACUU
This is a messenger RNA of Mizuhopecten yessoensis (Yesso scallop), 987 nucleotides long. RefSeq lists its product as uncharacterized. NCBI's taxonomy places the organism in Eukaryota, Metazoa, Mollusca, Bivalvia, Pectinida, Pectinidae. The coding region runs from base 314 to 628 and encodes 104 amino acids. The transcript is spliced from 5 exons. The record is from RefSeq and is a predicted model, not a curated record.